GUUGUUGAUGAUGUUGCUGUCAUUGCUGUUGUUGAUAAUGUUGCUGUCAUUGUUGUUGUUGCUUCCGUUGCCGUUGAAGCUGCUGUUGGUGCUGCUGUUGGUGCUGUUGUUGGUGCUGCUGUUAGUGUUGCUGUUGGUGCUGCUGUUGGUGCUGCUGUUGGUGCUGCUGUUGGUGCUGCUGUUGGUAGCGUUUCUGGUUUUGCUGCUUCUUCUAGUGCUGCAGAUACCAUUUUUACUGCUGUUGCUUUCCUGUUGUUAUCGCCGUGAAAUUGGGUGUUGGAGAGACAGAGCACUCGACGGAAAGAUUUAUAAUUCACUUGUCUGGCGAGGAUCGAAGGCGUCUUCGGACAAGGUGUGAGGCAUCUAUCUUUGAAGUAUGUGUGCAAUGGGGGAGGUAAUGAGAAGUUUGUGUGCAAUGGGGGAGGUAAUGAGA
This is a messenger RNA of Lasiosphaeria miniovina, 433 nucleotides long. RefSeq lists its product as uncharacterized. NCBI's taxonomy places the organism in Eukaryota, Fungi, Ascomycota, Sordariomycetes, Sordariales, Lasiosphaeriaceae. Bases 8 to 358 code for a protein of 116 amino acids. The record is from RefSeq and is a predicted model, not a curated record. The transcript has a single exon.